AUGGCGGCAGGCCACAUCCUCCAGACAGCCGGGCUGGCAUUCUUGGCCGAGGUGGGCGAUGCAAGCUUCUUCGUGGCCGUGAUCCUGGCGAUCUUCUGCCCCUGGCGUGGUGUGAGAUCGGGCAAGGGGCUCUGCGUCGAGUAUGCCCUGGUCAUCCUGGGUAGCGUUUCCGCGCUUUUGCUCCGUGUUCUCCUACGGAGACAUGAGCUCCACGUAGCCGCUGUGACAGGGGAGCUGGUACCUCCCUUGCUCGCCGCAUCGGGCCUUGCCGUGCUCUCCGCGCUGGCAUUUUGGCACUGGGGGGCAGCUCGAGGUGAUCCAGAGCCUGCGAUAGGUGACAGGCCUGGUGCCCGACCGGCUUAUGGGGGCUCCUUCCUUGGCAGCUUCCAGGCCUACAACCCGGCCGCCUACGCCAAGUCAGAAAGUUUGCUCGAGCAGCAGCCCCUUUUGGCAGGUCGCAUGCCGGACCGGUCCCAUUUGACAGCGAAGGUCCCUUUCAUUGCGAGCAUGCUGCUGGCCUUCUUCGUGCCGUUCUGCGUGAUCUUUGUCCUGGAGACUGGCAGCCAAGGUAUUGAGCUGGAAGUGGUCCGGCAGGGCUCCAGUCUCUGGGCCCUCUGCGGCAUCGUAGCAGCCACAGUGAUCGCAGUCUUCACCGGGUUCGCCUUGGAGAGACACGUGGACGAUCAGGUGUUGUUGCUGCUAUGCGCUCUGGGUCUGGCAGCGCUGUGUAUCAGCUCCAUGCAGAUGGCGGCACUCCGGUAUCUGGCUGCAGCCCGACACAUCACUUUGGAGUUGUUCAUCUGGUUAUUGCGUUUCAGUUUUCGUGAAGAUGGCAAAAAGGAUGGAGAUAAAGGAACAACUACUACCGCCGCCGAUGAGCCUACGACGACCACAACGACCACAACACUGAGACCAGCAGGGCCGAUUACAUGCCCGGCGGAUUUCCAGAGGGCACAUUGCUCGAAGUGCUACUGGACCGGUGGCCCGGAUGGCGAGACGGAAUGCCAGGACUGCUCGUCCCCGUACACUCUGGAGGACAAGGCCUGCCAGCUCAGCUGCUCCUCCCUGCCUGCACCGGAUCCAAAACCGGGCAUGCCCGACAACGCCCUGAAAUACAACGGCAUCAGCUGGCCGACGGUUUGCUUCGACGACGCGGAGGCCCACUUCUUCACCAUUGGUGACUGGGGAGGCAUGUGCGAGGGGCAUUGUGGAACGGUGGUUCCUAUGCCCAACCGCCACGGUGCGCCGCUCCAGGACCCAAUCGAUUACAGUGCGCAGAACCGCGUCGCGAGCCAAAUGAAGGUGAAGGCCCAGGAGCUGCAGCAGAAGGGCACGCCGCCCAGGUUCGUGCUCAACGUAGGUGACAACUUCUAUCCUGGUGGCAUCAACGCGCACUGCGACAGCGUAAACACCCCAGAGGAUUCCUUCUUGGCCUUUCAGUUCAAGAAGGUCUUCGAGGAGAUGUACCCCGUGCAGGACCUGGGCAACAUGGAAUGGUGGAGCGUCCUCGGCAACCACGACUAUGGUGGUGUCUGCUACAUCAAGGGCUGGGACCAGCAGAUCUUCUACACCUUCAAGGAUGGUGGACGCUGGGUCAUGCCAGCUCCGUAUUGGCACAGGCGUGUGCAGUUCAAGACGUUCGAUGCGGACAUCUGGUUCUUGGACACGAAUGUCCUCGACACGCAGAACCCGGCUGACAAUCCAGACCACAACCUUUGUGCCAACAGGGGGAACUCGGACAAAUUCCAAUUCUGCGAGAAGGGCAGGUUUCCUCCAAAAGAGGGCAGCGACGCGAGCAGCUGCACAGCCACGGGGCCGAGCAACCCCUCGGAUUGCGUCGGCUGGUUCGACAAGCUAUGGGGCGAUCAGAAGAAGUGGUUCACCGAUGCUGUGAAAAAAUCGGAUGCAAGCUGGCAGAUUGUGGUGCUGCACCAUCCGCCAAGCUACACGCCGGGCCGUGGUGCCGAUGCCAUGAGUUGGCAGGCCAUUUCCCGCGAAGCGGGGAUCGACCUCAUCAUCAGCGGCCAUAAGCACGAGCAGAAGGUUUUCUACAAAUCGGAACACGGAGGUGCUGAUCUGGAGGACACGGCCUGGGUGAUCACUGGUGGCGGUGGUGGUGUGACGGCAGAACCUAUGCCGAAUACCGAAGGCAAUGACGAUGCCUAUGGCUUCAUGGACAUGGUCAUCUCCCUCGAGAAGAUCGAGAUCACCGCCAUCUCCCAUGGCGGACUGCUCCUUCGUGGUGUCGGCCUCUCCUUCCUGCAGGCCUUCCAGGGAAAGCUCUUGGGCCCCCGACGAAGCGAUCGUGGUCGUUGCUCGCACACUGCGUGCUGGCAGCAGGAUCUUAGAUCGACGCUGGAGUCAGUGGAGAUCCAGGACAUCGCUAACUCUCGCGCCGACAAGUAUCAGCUCCUGUCCCAGCGAGAGCAUGUUCUACACCGGCCGGACAUGUACAUCGGUCCGGUCGAGCCCCGCGAGGAGACCGCUUGGGUCUUGAACGCCAGCAACAAGAUCGUGGAGGAGAGCCUGCUGAUUUCGCCUGGUUGGAUCUUGAGCCAGACUUCGAGCUUGAUGCGCUCACUAGAUGAGACCAGUAAGACCAUUAACUGGACACACACUUUGGAUCCAGAUCCUGGGGAUGGUGUCAGCACCUUCCUGACAGACCACGGCCCGCGUUCUUCGAAGUUCCCGGAAGCUAUUGGUGUUUUGCUUUUCCCUGUCCGCAUGGCGCCGCCGGCUGCGUCGGAUGGGAGUGCGGCAAAGAAGGCGCGGACGGGCGCUCGCUUCGACACCCUGGCGGUGCACGCCGGGGACCAGCAUGAUCCAGGCCAUGGGGCCGUGAUCCCGCCGAUCACCACUGCUACGAGCUUCGUGCAGCCCAACCUGGGUCAGGAGGGGAAGUUUGCGUACUCUCGCUGCGGCAAUCCGACAAGGAGUGCGUAUGAGUCCGCGCUGGCGGACCUGGAGGCCGGUACCUGGGCCACAGCCACGGCUUCAGGCAUGGCGGCCACGGCCCUGGCUCUGGAGCUCCUGGAGCCUGGAGCUCACGUCCUGGUCAUGAGGGGCGUCUACGGCGGCACUUUUCGUCUGUUCGAAACGGUGCGAAGCCGGACGAUGAAUUUGCAGUUUACGUAUCUGGAUCUCAAUGACCUGGAGGACGUGCGGCAGCAGAUGCGCAAAGAGACAGGCAUGAUCUGGAUUGAAAGCCCCACGAAUCCGCUGCUCAAGCUGGUGGAUAUCCCCAAGCUGGUCGAAGCCGUGAAGGACAAGGCCGCCAAAGACGGCACCCCACCUCCUCUGAUUUGCGCAGACAACACCUUUGCUACGGCCUGGAAUCAGCAGCCGCUCGAGCUGGGCGUGGACUUGGUGAUGCUUUCGGCCAGCAAGUACAUCGGCGGCCAUUCCGACAUGACUGGCGGCGCGCUGGUCACCAAAGACCCAGGCCUCGCUCAGAGGCUCGCUUCUUUGGCCAAAGCUGUCGGCGGCAUAGCCAGCCCCUUCGAGGCCUAUCUUGCUCUGCGCGGGAUGAAGACCCUUGCAGUGAGGAUGGAGAGGCAAUGCUGCAAUGCUCAGCGAGUAGCGGAGUUUCUCGACGGCCAUCCCUGCGUUGCCGAGGUGCAUUAUCCUGGCCUUCCGCGGCACGCGCAGCACGAGCUGUGCAAGAGGCAGAUGCGCUCCGGGGGCGCAGUUGUCACUGUCCGCUUCAAAGGUCGGCCCGGAGAGGAGGAUCUGGACAUGAUGCGAAGGUUCUUCAGCAAGAUCAAGUUCUGGAUCCUGGCCGAGUCCCUUGGAGGGGUAGAGAGCAUGAUCAAUCACAGCGCGACUAUGUCGCAUGGCUCCAUGACCAAGGAGCAGCGAGCUUCUGUCGGCAUCUACGACACGACGCUACGCCUUAGCGUUGGCGUGGAGGACUGCGACGACCUGAUCGAAGAUUUGGAUCACGCCCUGAAAGCUUAG
This is a messenger RNA of Symbiodinium sp. CCMP2592, 3957 nucleotides long. The record is from the annotation of a GenBank genome assembly. NCBI's taxonomy places the organism in Eukaryota, Dinophyceae, Suessiales, Symbiodiniaceae.